CUAUGGUCAGUUUGAAAUGUUUGAUCUACUCAUUCGGUGACACAUUUGAUAAAUAAAUGAAAACGUGAAAAGUAUUAACACAGCGUUUCGUUUAUUUCGUGCAAACCCUUUGAUUUUUAACAGUUAUAUUCAGAAGUGAGAGAAAGUAAGAGAUGGACAGAGAAAGCGCCGGUCAUAUCAACGUUACCCUCAAAUUCUGUCCGGAAUGCAAUAACAUACUGUAUUCGCGCGAACACAGGGCCACUAAAAGACUAAUAUUCCUGUGCCGGACGUGUCUCUACCAGAAGGAAACCAAUGCCAGCCAUAGUUGCGUUUACGUCAAUAAUAUUAAACACGAAGUCAAUGAAUUGGCGCACAUAAACAGUGAGAUGAUCGCUGACCCGACUCUGGCCCGGACUCAACUGCAUCCCUGUCCUAAGUGUAAGCACAACGAAGCCGUGUUUAUGCAGGGAUUGCUCACUAAAUCAGUCGAUGCCAUGCGAUUGUAUUACAUCUGCACUAAUAAUAAUUGCCGAUUCAAAUGGACUGAAUAGUGUGUGUAUACUAUGAAUGUCUUAAUUGGAUUACCCGGCUAUUAGUUUCGAUCCGUUUGCUAUUGUAAUAACCAUUUAAUAAAUUCCGUUUAAAUCCCUCUAAUCCCAU
Molecule: messenger RNA, 642 nt
Organism: Medioppia subpectinata
Lineage: Eukaryota; Metazoa; Arthropoda; Arachnida; Sarcoptiformes; Oppiidae
Source: the annotation of a GenBank genome assembly